AUGACGAGCGCUUCAGAGCUAUUCCACAACAGGAGGCACCGAUUAGUACGCAAUGAUCUCGAUUCAUCUUUCCACUCUUCACCUUCUCCCGACUUCCAUAACCACCGCUUCCACGACUCCGACGACGAUGAUUCUCUCCGUAUCCGCCGUCACUACAACGUCCGCCGCAUCCGUCAUCCGGAGCGUGCUUCGGAUAGAUUUGAUGCGAGGUAUCGUCGGUCUCUGUUUCAUGAUAACUUUGAUUCUGGAGAAAGUGUGAGAGGAACUCCGAGUGCGAGUGGCGGUAACAGAUUGCCGGUAGGUGUGAGACUUGCGCGAGAAAGACUCCUUCAGAGGUUGAGAGGAGAGCCUGUAGAUAGAAACAGGCACUAUGAUAGAGAUCCAAUCGACGAGGAUCAAGAAAGUGAGUUAUCAAUUGAACUUCCAACCGAGGACUCUUUAAUUACUGACUUGACUUCUCAAAUGGCAAGGUUCCAGCUCUUGCAAGAAACAUCCUCAAAGCCACCUGGACUCACCCAGGAGGCCGUGGAUUGUUUGCAUCUUGAAGUUUUUAGCAGCAGUAAUACGGAAUCAGAAUCCAGGAUACUGCAAGAUUGUGGGAUAUGCUUGGAAUCUUUCGCAGAUGGAGAUAAACUAAUCCAUUUGCAAUGUGGACAUAAAUUUCACUCUGCUUGUUUGGAUCCUUGGAUUCGCAGUUGUGGAGACUGCCCAUACUGUCGCCGAUGUAUAGUUGUAAGUAAUCGGUCUCCAAAGAAUGAAGCUGUGUAG
Lathyrus sativus (Indian pea) is the source of this 768-nucleotide messenger RNA. NCBI's taxonomy places the organism in Eukaryota, Viridiplantae, Streptophyta, Magnoliopsida, Fabales, Fabaceae. The record is from the annotation of a GenBank genome assembly.